AUGAGGACGCUACUGACCAUCCUGGCUGCGGGAUCCCUGGCCGCAGCUCACAUUGCUGAGGACACCUCGGAUCUUCUUCAGCAUGUGAAAUUCCAGUCCAGCAACUUUGAGAACAUCCUGACUUGGGACAGCGGGCUGGAGAGUGUCUACAGUGUCGAGUAUAAGACGUACGGAGACACAGAGUGGAAGGCAAAGAAGGGCUGCCAGCGGAUCACCCGGAAAUUCUGCAACCUGACCCUGGAGACGAACAGCCUCUGGGAGCCCUACUAUGCCAGGGUAAACGCCACCAGCGAGGGGGGCCGGUCAGCCACCAAGAUGACCGACCGGUUCAGCUUACCGCAGGACACUACCAUCAAACCACCUGAUGUGACCUGUAUCCCCAAGGUGAGAUCCAUCCAGAUGAUUGUCCAUCCUACCUCCAUACCCCUCCACGCAGAGGAUGGCCACCAGCAAACCCUGAAAGACAUCUUCCAUGACCUCUCCUACCGCUUAGAACUCCAUGUCAACCAAACCUACCAAAUGCACCUUGGAGGAGAGCAGAGAGAAUACGAGUUCUUUGGCCUGACCCCUGACACGGAGUUCCUUGGGACCAUCACAACUGUUGUUCCGUCCUGGUCCAAAGAGAGUGCCCCCUACAUGUGCCGUGUGAAGACACUGCCAGACCUGACCUGGACCUACGCCCUCUCCGGGGCCUUCCUGUUCGUCAUGGGCUUUGUCAUCGCAGUACUGUGCUACCUGAGCUACAGAUACGUCACCAAGCCGCCUCGGCCUCCCAACUCCCUGAAUAUCCAGCGCGUACUGACCUUCCAGCCGCUGCAGCUCAUCCAGGAGCACGUCCUGAUCCCCGUCCUUGACCUCAGCAGCCGCAGCAGCCUGGCCCAGCCUGUUCAGUACUCCCAAGUCAUGGUCCCUGUGCCCUGGGAGCCCCCGGGAGCCCCACCGCGGCGCAGCCUGCCUGAGACCACCUACCUCGGGCAGCCGGACAUCUCCGUCCUCCAGCCCUCCAGAGUGCCGCCCCACCAGCUCCUCUCCCCGCUGUCCUGUGCUCCCCGGGCUGCCCCCGAGGCCAGGCCCUCAUCCUACACACCGCAAGUCACCCCCGAAGCUCAAGCCCCGCCCUAUACCCCACAGGCCAUCUCCUCCUACACCCCUCAGGCCACUCUGGACAGCUGCCCUCCUUCCUACGGAGUGUGCAUGGAAGUUUCUGGCAAAAACUCCCCAUCUGGGACACUCUCUAGUCCCAAAGACCCCAGGACUAAGGGUCAGCUUCAGAAAGAGCCACCAGCUGGAAGUGGCAUCGCAGGUGACCUCUCUCUGCAGGGGGUGGCCUCCGCAGCAAAAUCCUUCCACCAGCAUCUGUGUGUCGGCGUGGACAGAGCCCCUGACACUAGUAUGCUGCACAAAGAGGAGCCAGGGACCCCGGGAUACCUGAAGGGCCAGCUGCCCCUCCUCUCCUCUGUGCAGAUCGAGGGCCACCCCGUGUCCCUCCCCCUGCAUACUCCUUCCCUGCCGUGUUCUCCCUUGGACCAGGUUUCAAGUCCCUGGGGCCUGCUGGAGUCCCUCGUGUAUCCCAAGGACGAGGGUCCAGGGUCGGAGACUGAGGCCAAGAGCGCAGCCCCUCCGGCUUUCGACCUGGAGCCGCCUGCAGAGCUGGACUCUCUGUUCAGAGGCCUGGCCCUGACUGUGCAGUGGGAGCCCUGA
Messenger RNA from Molossus molossus (Pallas's mastiff bat), 1701 nucleotides. RefSeq names its product interleukin 22 receptor subunit alpha 1 (gene IL22RA1). Lineage: Eukaryota; Metazoa; Chordata; Mammalia; Chiroptera; Molossidae. The record is from RefSeq and is a predicted model, not a curated record. Gene Ontology annotation, molecular function: protein binding. The transcript has 7 exons. Bases 1 to 1701 code for a protein of 566 amino acids.